AUAUAUAGUGGUUCCGGGAAUGUUCUCUGGGAAGCCAGAGAACACCCAGUGUUUACUGAAACCGCCAUGACAAAAGUAUUUCUUUUACUUCUGCUAGCAGCUAUUGCUGCUGGCGUCUUUGAAGCUAAAGGAGUCGUACAAGCCAGAGAAACUGUGAAUGGCGCAGCUGAUUUGGAAUAUGACAGAUAUAGCGAUCAAGAAGAGCAGUAUGAACAAAAGGAUAAUAAUGCCGAUCAUGGCGUGGUAAAACCGAGAAUUCCUACUAAUAGCAGUGAGGGAGAUCUGAAACAGCUUCCCUCGCAUCUCAGUGAAAUACAAGCCAUAGAAGCCAGGGAAACAGUAAAUGGCGACAACAACUUGGAGUAUGACAUCGAAAGCCAGGAGAAUGAGCAGCACAGUAACAUGUAUCUGGCAAAACCCCGAGAACAAAGUAACGGCACUGGAGGAGACUUCGAUGAAAUCUCGGAAGCCAUUGAAAGACUAGAUUUACAAGCUGAAAACACGCCAUGAAAUCCAUCAAUCAUGAUUACCAGCAUGUCUUGAUGUCAAAAUAUGGCUGUAUAUACGGUAAAUUGUUGUCCUAGACGUAAACGUUUUAAAUACCUACCUUGUAUAUUUGAAUAAAACUUGGUCGUCAAAAGA
Rhipicephalus microplus (southern cattle tick) is the source of this 642-nucleotide messenger RNA. RefSeq lists its product as uncharacterized. NCBI's taxonomy places the organism in Eukaryota, Metazoa, Arthropoda, Arachnida, Ixodida, Ixodidae. The record is from RefSeq and is a predicted model, not a curated record.